Messenger RNA from Anneissia japonica, 3114 nucleotides. RefSeq names its product nucleolar complex protein 3 homolog. Gene Ontology annotation, cellular component: nucleolus. The record is from RefSeq and is a predicted model, not a curated record. Gene Ontology annotation, biological process: DNA replication initiation. The coding region runs from base 106 to 2550 and encodes 814 amino acids. NCBI's taxonomy places the organism in Eukaryota, Metazoa, Echinodermata, Crinoidea, Comatulida, Comatulidae. The transcript is spliced from 17 exons. Gene Ontology annotation, molecular function: chromatin binding.
CGAUUUCAUGUCAAAGAUCACACACAUGUGUACUUAAAAAUUCUGACAUGUUUUUUUUGGCCUGAUAAUGGAUAAUGAUAUAGGUGGUCCAGCAAAGUCAGAGCGAUGGGCAGGAUAAGUAAGAAAGGCUCAGGGACCAUUAAAAAAUCAACCAAAACUAAACUAAGUCUUGUCAAAAAAGCGAAUAUUGGAAAAAAUAAACCACCAAGACAUUUCAAUAGGCGUAUAGCAGGAAAAGCUGGAAAAAAUCAAAAUAAAUCCAAAGAAUUAAACAACAUAUCAUCAUCAUCAACAGACAAACCAAAACAGAAUCAGAAACAUGUAGCAGCACUUAAUUUUAGGAGAACAAGAACUAAAAAUGUACCAGAAAAGCAAAAGAGCUCAAACCAUGCUGAACACCAAGAAGUAUCUGAUGAUGAAAGUGAAGAAGAAUUAGAUGAGGAAGAUGUUUCAUAUUUUAAGUCUGAAGGGCAAAAUACUAAAUUUAUGUUAGAGAUUCGAGAUAGAAAUCUGAACCAUCAGCAACGUAAACGGAAAUGGGAAAAGGAAAACCAACUAGAAGAGUACGAACAGGCACCGAGGGAGAUGGAAGAAACAGAUCCAAGGAAGAAAAUGAAAGCUCUCCUUCCAGUUAAACAUAAAAGUGGUCUGGAAUAUCGAUGGGAACAGAAAACUGAGAUUUUGGAUAAUUCUGUGACAGGAGAUGAACCAAGUGAGGAAGGUGUUAAACAUGUUGUGAAGGCUCUACCAACUCUCAGUACCGUUGAGCUUUAUGCUAGAAGACAGCAGAAACUGGAAGCCAAGAAGAAAGAAGUGGCAGUACUCGCCAAUGGCAUCAUUCAGGAUCCCGAGUUCUCGACUCAUCGUCUGAAGGCCCUGUGCAUGAUUUUACAUGAAGAUGAUGUAGAGAUUAUGAUAACCAUCAGAAAACUAGUGAUGGUGUCAAUGUUAGAAGUCUUCAAAGACAUCGUUCCUGGAUACAGAAUUAGAGAAUGGGGAGAGAAAGCAAACCAGGUCAAGCUCAGCAAGGGAGUGAAAAUUCUGCGAGAUUUUGAAGAAGGACUGCUUAAAUAUUUUAAGCAUUAUCUUGAAUUUUUGGAACUUACAAUAAAAAAUUUUAUGAAGCCAAAAAGAUUGAGCAAGAUGACGGAAGAGGAAGUGGAAGAGCAUGGAAAAUCAAUUGGUGUUCGGGAGAAGCUUGCGGUGGUUGCCAGCAAAUGCCUGUGUGACCUCGCAGCUAGUCUGUCACAUUUCAACUUUCACAACAACAUACUUUCUGUAAUUGUACCGUUAAUGGCUUGUGAUCAUAAAGAGAUAUCUGACAGAUGUUGUGAGACCAUGAAGACAAUAUUCAGACAGGAUUUAGCAGGACAUUCAACACUAGCAGCUGUCAAGUUUAUCAGUCAACUUGUUCGUAGUAAGAGCUACAAAGUUGAUCCAAAGGUGCUGGAUACAUUUCUGUCAUUAAGAAUAAAAGAAGUAAAUGUUAAAGAUCACAAUGAAGAAAGAAAAAAGAAAGUGUUGGAUCGUAAACAAAAGAAGAUGGCUUUGUCACGGUCACAGAGAAGGCAUAAGAAACAACUGGAGAAAUUGGAAGUGGAACUACAAGCAGCAAAUGCAGCAGAAAACAAGAAAGAGAAACUGAAGUUGCACACCGAUACUAUCCAAGUCGUUUUCACAACAUAUUUUAGAAUUCUAAAGAAGAGUAGGAAAUCUGCUUUGAUGCCAUCGGUUCUUGAAGGCCUAGCUAAGUUCGCCCAUCUCAUCAACUUAGAAUUCUUUGACGAUCUUGUACAAGUUCUCAACUCUCUGAUAGAAUCCGGGGAUCUUCAGUAUAGGGAAUCACUACACUGUGUCCUUACUGCUAUGCAUAUACUAUCUGGUCAAGGUGAAGUCCUUAACAUUGACCCCACUAUGUUCUACAAUCACCUGUACACGACCAUGCUUUCAAAAAAUUUUGACCGUCAAAGCAGUAAUGAUGCAAGAAUAAUUCUUGAAUGUCUGGAUGUGAUGAUCAACAAGAAAAGAAAACUUGUAAACAUUCAACGAGUCCUAGCUUUCAUCAAACGGCUGACUGCAGCAUCGCUCCAGUCACUACCUAAUGCAGCAAUGGCAUUUCUUGCAUGUGCAAUACAAGCUAUGAAGGCAUACCCAAGAAGUGACCUACUACUGGACAAUGAGAGCUCCGGAAGUGGGGUGUACCAGCCAGAGUUGAUGGAGCCAGAGCACUGCUGUGCACAGAACACAGCAUUGUGGGAACUGCAUCUAAUGAAGAAACAUUAUCAUCCAAGUGUGCACUUGUAUGCCCAGCAUUUGUUGAAGGGUUGCCCAGUAACAGGAGCAGGUAGUCUGGACGCUGAAUUAGCAAGACGGACUCCAGUAAAUAUUUGUGAAAUGUUUGAUCCAUCCAAAAUGAAUUUUCAUCCAACAAUUGAAAGUCUUAUUGGAAAAGCACCAAGCAAAAAACAUCAGACAUGUACUAUAGAGGACUUCAUACAAGCAGAAUUUCAGGAUCUUGUUUCCAAAUAUGGAACUUCAAUGCUGACCUGAAAACUAUGGUACUGUAUAAAGUAACGGUAACAAACCACGAACAUCAAAGAGAAAGGCAGGCCACGCUGUUUUAAUAUAACAUCACAGAAUACUGGUGGGCAAACUGCGGCCUGGCAGUGAUAUUGAAGCCCUAUGUGUGAAAACCUCCAUGUUUUUUUUGGCCCAAAAACCGACCAUCUGUAAUGGCAACAAAACAGAAUCCAUUUAGAGUCAAGAUGUGUUCACAUUGGAUGAAUUUUGGUAACUAAUCAUGUACCAGGUCCAGUGCGAGCAAACUGGGUAACAUUCUAUUCGAUCAAAUUACCAAGACGCGCACGAGUUUAACCAGGCAUUGUUUCCUGAGCAUGAACCUGAUGGAAAGAGGAUGACUCGGGAUAAUAUUGCACGCAUUGCUGAAUCGCCAUGCAUUUCAAAAUUUUAGUGUGGACAGCAGUAGGAGUUCGCCUUGGCCAAAAUUAAUCCGAUGCAACCACAGCUUGAUCAUACAUUUUAUUAAACUUUGAGGGUUUUAUGCUAAAUACGUUUAGGCUCACAGUAAAUAAUUAUAGAAUCUGUGAUUUUAAU